AUGCGUGAAUUGCGCAUCGAAAAGUUGGUGUUGAACAUCUGUGUCGGUGAAUCCGGUGACAGAUUGACCAGAGCCUCCAAGGUUUUGGAACAAUUGUCGGGUCAAACCCCCGUCCACUCGAAGGCUAGAUACACCGUCAGAACCUUCGGUAUCAGAAGAAACGAAAAGAUCGCUGUCCACGUCACCAUCAGAGGUCCCAAGGCCGAAGAAAUUCUCGAAAGAGGUCUUAAGGUCAAGGAAUACCAAUUGAGAGACAGAAACUUCUCGGAAACCGGUAACUUCGGUUUCGGUGUCCAAGAACACAUUGACUUGGGUAUCAAGUACGACCCCGGUAUCGGUAUCUACGGUAUGGACUUCUUCGUCGUCAUGGGCAGAGCUGGUGGCAGAAUUGCUAAGAGAAAGAGAUGCAGAGGCACCAUCGGUAACUCGCACAAGACCAACAAGCAAGACACCAUCGCUUGGUUCAAGCAAAGAUACGACGCCGACGUGUUGGACAAGUAA
This is a messenger RNA of Diutina rugosa, 501 nucleotides long. It is a transcript of the gene RPL11, whose product is annotated as 60S ribosomal protein uL5. Gene Ontology annotation, cellular component: ribosome; cytosolic large ribosomal subunit. The coding region runs from base 1 to 501 and encodes 166 amino acids. Gene Ontology annotation, molecular function: RNA binding; structural constituent of ribosome. Gene Ontology annotation, biological process: translation. The transcript has a single exon. Lineage: Eukaryota; Fungi; Ascomycota; Pichiomycetes; Serinales; Debaryomycetaceae. The record is from RefSeq and is a predicted model, not a curated record.